AUGAUCCACAAAUCGCCAAGGGCCAAUGUCCUUCUGAUGCUCAUGCCAAAUGGAACCGUUUGGCUGAAUUAUAGAGUGAGCUUCCUUUUUCUUUUUCCUAGAGAAAAGUACAAGAAAAUAGGAAAGUGACAGAAAUUAAAUGAAGAUAAAUAAAAUAUUUGAACAAUCAGAUAAAAGGGAGUGAUUACUUAACUGCUUCUAAAUGCACAAGCAAUUGAAACUCAGCGAAUAAACAAGAAAGAGUGAAUAAACAAUCAAAGAAAAAAAAAUCAAAAAAAAAAUUUCACCGUAAAAAAUUUGCGGGGAGCGAAAAGUUCAAAAAAUGCCAGUAGGGCGCAGCUUCUCAGCCAAUUAUUUUAACAAAACACAUUUUAUUUUUCCACUCUCAAAGUUUUGUUUUCUAAUUUUCAGAUACGUGUCCAAUCACCAUGCUCAAUGAACCUCGAAAGAUUUCCUAUCGAUCGUCAGAUUUGUAUGCUGGUGAGUCUUGAAAAAUUUCUAAUUUUUGAAGCUGGGGCUAGAAAAAAUUUUCAUUUUUUAUGACGAACUUCAUUUUUAGGAGCUGGAAAGCUAUUCGUACAACACGGCAAAUGUGAGGAUUGAUUGGAUGCCGCACGCCGUCACAAUGUUGCCUGAUAUAUCUUUGCCGGAUUUUCAUAUGGACCGAAUUGAAACCAAAAAACAUACAGAGGUUUUUUUAAAUUUUAGAUUGGGGAAUUCUUGACCAAAUUCAAGGUUUUUUUGAGGUGAAUUUUGAGUUUGAAUUGAGAAAAAUUGAUAAAAAGUAAUUUUUCAGGUCUACAAGGCUGGUGAAUGGUACCGGCUCACUGCAGAGUUUGAAUUUAGCCGGAAGUAUGGGUUCUACAUUUUUCAGGUUAGGAGAAUAUGUUGAAGAAGUUUUUUUAAAAGUUCUUGUGGAAAAAAAUUAUUAGGAGUGGCUUUGGCAAUGAUGAAAAAGGACUAAUCGAAAUUUUGCAAAGAAAAGUUCAAUUGCAUCAAACUUCUGUUGGACCUUUGCCAGGAAAUAAUCGAAAAAUUGACAUUUUUGAGUAAAAUAAGAAAGUCAGUUUUAAGAUGUACCUGCCAACAUAUAUCAGCGUUUUCAUCUCUUGGAUCGCUUUUUGUAUCGAUACAAAAGCCCUACCUGCGAGAAUCGUCCUCGGCGUCAAUUCCUUAAUGUCCCUGACUUUUCAGGUAUCACUUUCCAAGAAUAAUCUGUAGAUAAGGUCAAUUGCUUUUGAAUUGAAAGGCGAGAUAAAUAGAUUAACAAGAGUUUUUGCGAUGCGGCUUUUCAGCGGUAAAAUAUCUGUCUAAAAACAAGCCACCUUCCUCGAAAUUUUUUUCAAUAUCUUUAUUUUUUUCUGUGGUUUUUUUAGUUGAACGAAUAGAAGUAUAAAAAAAUAAUAAAAAAACUUAUUUUUUUUCAUUUUCGCGUCGCACACGCAACACUACCCAAUCUACUAAUCUCGCAUUUCAAGUCAGGAAAACGGAGUAUAUGAGACAUGAUUUCAGUUUGGAAACAUAAUUCGUUCUUUGCCACCGGUAAGUUAUAUAAAAGCCAUCGAUUUGUGGAUGUUCACCUGUACGGCCUUCAUUUUCGCUUCUUUGCUCGAGUUGGCCUUCGUUGCUUAUCAGGUCAAUUUUUUUCUUUUUUCAUCAUAUCUACGGAUCUUCCACCGCGGAGUUGCUAGGGAUGUAAGAAAAACGAACUUUUUGCGUUGAUUUUUCUUCAAUCUCUCAUUUUGAACUGAGUUUUCUGAUUCUUCAGUUUUUUGUUUCUCAGUCAUAUGUGUUUCCGGGUAUUGAGCUCGAAAAGUGAGAUUUGGACGCGCUCUUUUUUUCUGUUUGAAGGGUAGAGAAUAAAAUCUAAAAUUAAAAAAAAAAACAGUGAUAAAUAACAUCAGUUUGGGAUGAUUCCUGUUGCAAAUUGUGGACGAAAAGCUUUUCAAAGACUGUUUUUCAGGACAAGAAGCUGAUUUUGAAGUCAAGUAGAUCCAAUGCGACCCUUGGAGCGAUUCUUCAGUUCAUGCGGGCUUUUGAACCAAUCGCCAAUGACGCAUAUCGAAUUUGCGUCGUUCAACAUUCUGAUCACGGGGUAAAUUGCUGUAAAAACUGAGCAUUGAUUUCCAAAAAUUCGGCAAAUACAUGAGUUGUAAGAAGCUGAAAUAUUCAGGAGACAAAGCUCUACAAUGAAAGUUAGCUUUUCGAACAGCACACCAGCAUUUUUUCCACAGUAAUAUCUCAUUUUUUUGAAAAUACCUCAGCGACCACUGGCAUGCUCUCCUAGAGUGACCAAUAACUAAAACCCUAAAGUAGGGACUUUUGCAAGAUCCAGGGUUUCUUUGGGAAAGACUAGGUGGUCCCUAAAGGGGCCCCUUCAAGAGCUACUCUAUGGAAUCAGCAAAGGCUAAAGAAGAGUUCAAAAUUGAGCUCUCAGUCUCGAUGAAUCUGCGCUCCAAGGCAAACUUGCAGACGAACGCGAAGCCGUCGGGAGCUUCGACGUCGAUGCAAAGCGUGGCGAAGCCAUCCUCGUCUACUCUCACCUUGGAAGAUGACGAAGUCGACGUCCGGGAAAUCGAAGAAGAAAUCGCCCAUUACAAGAAGCUGACCUACGUCCAGAAGAAGCGCGAAAUUCUUAGCCUCGGCGCCAAAAUCGACCGCGCCUCUUUCAUCGCCUUUCCGUUGGUUGGUUCAAGAAAUUUUCACCGUUUCUUUUGAAAUCAAACACACCAUUCAAAGAUAAUUGACAUGGGAACUGAUAUGAACUAAGAAACGGCAAUCUGGCGUUACAAAAAAUUGAAAAAUCCCUUGUGGGAUGUUCACACGGGUAACCUUUUCAAGAAACACCCGACCCGAACCGACUUGCGCUAAAUUACAUAUGAUAGUGUUAAGACUUGAUACUCCCUCCGUAAGCCUUUCAAAGCUGAGAACAAUGGUUUGCCGUUCCUAAAACGUUUAAAAUUGGAACUAGCCUAAGUUACUAGUUUGUCAAUCACUAAUGGCAGAAAUGAGGUGUUGGUAAGGAGAUUCUCCAAGAUUUACAGCAAUUCUUUAAAAGUAAAUUUGAAAUUAUGUAGUUGAAACAUUUAAGUGUUGCAUAACCUAUGAAGAACAGGCUCUUCGCCUCGAUACUUACAUAAAAGAGCCCUGAUAAACAAAAAAAAAAUUCAAUUUGAUAAGAUUUUUGAAAAUUGAAAAAAAAGAGCGAAUUUUUUCGACUUUUUUGUACAUUUUCCAUUGUCCGGUGGAAUGACACAUGUCGUCGACAAACACCCGAUACAUUCUUCGUGAUAAGACAUUUUCACUGACCAAAUUGCGUAUGCCUACGAACUGUAGGAAGCUUUUCGCUACUUUUUUGUUGCUCUUUUCUUUUUCAAAAAAUUAUAUCGCGUUUAAAAUCGUUUCGAGCUUGAAAAAUGUAGAACUAGAAGCUUUCAUCUAAAUAACCCUCUAGUGAACCCUUGAAUUUAUAGUUUUCAGUGUUUCAAAACAAACAUUGAUAUUGAAAUUGUCUAUUUUUCCUUUCUAUUAAAAUUAUAUUUGAAACUGUAAUAGUCUUUUUUUCUAUAUUGAAUUUUUUUGAAAUUUUCGAUUUGGAAAAUUGAGAAAAACUUUUUUUUUGAGUUGAAAGCUUCUCAUGGCAUUAAUUACGACCUUUUUUGAAUUUUAAAAAUUAUAAGAAUAACGGAAAUUUUAUUUAAUUUCGGAUGACACUCACGGAAUUUUCAAAUGUCCAAUAAACUGUUUUCAAAAAUCUUAGAAACAUGACUCUUUUUUUAGAGUUUUCUUUGAAACGUGGCUGAAGUCUUCUGAUCAUAAAACUAGAGAAAAAUGUGUUUUCUUUCGCUUUAUAGUCUUUUUGAGACGCUUCUAACCUUGCUAAAUCUUAUUUCUGGAAUCUGGAGGUCCUGAACAACAGCUAAUUACCGUUAAAAAAGCUAUCCUGGUCAGUUUCAAAUCAGAAACGUUUUUCUUUCAACUUUGAGAACCUGAAAAGUUGGCAAGAAUCGUAAAAUCGGCAUGAAACAUAAAUAAAGAGAAAAAAAGAACUGUCCCGUUUCCACUCGAAGGGAGGUCAAAAGCAAAAAAGAGGGGCCAAAGAUGUAAUGGAAUAGAAGAAAACCUGUUCCGCGACCUCACUUUCUGUGUUUUUUUUUCUCCUUUUUGGUUGUAUUUCUCGAUUUAUCUCUUUCCAUUCUCCUCCCAGAAAACUCAUUACCAUUUUCAUUUCCAUUUUCAAUUUCCAGUCGUUCCUCGCGUUCAACGUCUUCUAUUGGACCUACUACCUGCAGGAGGUGCCGCCUACGAGGCCCUGA
Messenger RNA from Caenorhabditis auriculariae, 4316 nucleotides. The record is from the annotation of a GenBank genome assembly. NCBI's taxonomy places the organism in Eukaryota, Metazoa, Nematoda, Chromadorea, Rhabditida, Rhabditidae.